Molecule: messenger RNA, 2468 nt
Organism: Octopus sinensis (East Asian common octopus)
Lineage: Eukaryota; Metazoa; Mollusca; Cephalopoda; Octopoda; Octopodidae
Product: retinal dehydrogenase 2
Exons: 14
Coding region: 615-2108 (497 amino acids)
Molecular function (GO): aldehyde dehydrogenase (NAD+) activity
Source: RefSeq, a predicted model, not a curated record
CAGUAUGUAUGUAUGUGUGUGUGAACGUCUGCUUAUGAAAGGGAGGGACUUGGGAGAGUUUUUGACUGAAAUAAUUAAGUGGACAGGGAAAAACAAAUACGUGAGAGAGAGUGAUUGAAAAUAUAAUAAAACUGAAGAUAUUAAGAGAGAGUGAAUGAAAUAGAAAAACAAGUGGAAUAGGUGUGGGUGAGAAUAAGAGAUGGAUGGAUGGAUAGAUAGAGAGAGGGAGAGAGAGAGAGGGUGUGUGUGUAAGUCUGAAAGAAGUGCGAAGUGCAGCGGGUGACAAAAAAUAGUACGAAGUUACAGGAGGGUGUUGUAUGUUGAGAGCAAAUUUCUCAAAUAAAAAGCACUGCUCCCAAAACAUUAAAAAAUUUCCCACUUUACAGCAGAACCAUCAUUAGUUUAGUUAGCAACAAGAAGUGGGAAGUUUGUCUUGCUUGUAAGAUAUAUAUUUUUACAUACUUGUCUCUGCUGUUUCGUUCGUUGAACUUAUUGCUUGACAGUUUCAUUCAUAUUCGUCGUGUCACUUUUCUUAAGAGUACACGAACAGAACAGAACUUGUCACCUACAAAGGAGUACUUCCAUAUACCGAACAGUAAUACAUCUUUUCAACUAUGACAACAAUUCAAGCGCCACUGCCGAACAGGAAUCCAGAAAUUAAAUAUACUCAGAUUCUCAUCAACAAUGAAUUUGUGAAUUCAGCCAGUGGCAAAACUUUUCUAACUCUGAAUCCCUGUCAUGGAGAAACUAUAUGUGAAAUCCAGGAAAGUGACAAGGCUGACAUAGAUAAAGCUGUAGCAGCUGCUAAAGCUGCCUUCAAGAGAGGGUCCAAAUGGCGCUGUAUGAAUGCCAGUGAGAGAGGCUUGUUAAUCAACAAAUUGGCCCACUUAAUUGAGAGAGACAGAAUAUAUUUGGCUAGUCUGGAAACCCUUGAUAAUGGUAAACCUUUCAAAUCCUCUUUGGGGGACAUAGAAUUUGGCCUAUCACUACUGAGAUAUUAUGCUGGUUGGGCAGACAAGAUUGAAGGAAAGACAAUUCCAGUUGAUGGUGACUUCUUCUGCUACACCAAACAUGAACCAGUUGGAAUAUGUGGCCAGAUUAUUCCGUGGAACUUUCCUAUCUUGAUGUUCCUCAUGAAAAUUUGCCCUGCCCUGACUUGUGGUAAUGUAUGUGUUGUGAAACCUGCUGAACAGACACCUCUCACAGCUUUAUAUAUGGGUGCAUUGUUGGUAGAGGCAGGCUUUCCACCUGGUGUUGUUAAUAUCCUACCGGGUUAUGGACCCACAGCUGGGGCAGCAAUAAGCACACACCCUGAGAUUAACAAGGUAGCAUUCACUGGUUCAACAGAGGUGGGUCAAAUAGUUAUGCAAGUUGCUGGUGCUUCCAACUUGAAGCGUUGUUCUCUGGAACUUGGUGGCAAAAGUCCAUGCGUUAUUUUUGCCGAUGCUGACCUUGAUUCUGCAGUAGCAACUGCUCAUGAAGCUGCUAUGAUCUGUAUGGGUCAGUGUUGCUUUGCUGGGUCUCGCACAUUUGUCCAGGAUUCUAUUUAUGAUGAGUUUGUUGCCAAGAGUGUUGAACUGGCCAAAAAGCGGUAUGUAGGGGAUCCUUUUGAUAGCCAGACCAUAAAUGGACCACAAAUCGAUGCAAUACAGCUGUCUAAGAUCAUUGAUUUGGUGAAGAGUGGGGAAUCAGAAGGUGCCAGAAUGAUGUGUGGAGGAAAACAGAAAGGGGACAAAGGAUAUUUUAUGGAACCAACUGUCUUUGCUGAUGUCAAAGACAACAUGAGAAUUGCCAAAGAAGAGAUAUUUGGUCCAGUACAACAAAUUAUGAAGUUCCAUGAUAUGGAUGAAGUUAUAGAGCGUGCCAAUAAUACUCAUUACGGAUUAGCAGCUGCCAUCUUUACAAAAGAUAUUGACAGAAUUAUGACCUUCACAAAUGCUAUACAAGCUGGAACUGUGUGGGUAAACACCUAUUGCUGCGUAGCAUGUCAGGCUCCAUUUGGUGGCUUUAAGAUGUCUGGAAUUGGCAGAGAAUUAGGAGAAGAAGGUCUUCGUGAGUACACAGAGGUGAAGAAUGUUAUAAUCAAAGUACCUCAAAAAAACUCAUAAAAACAUCACUUUGCCUUGCUCAGGGGCUUAAUGCCUUCAGCUUAAGCCCUUGGCCCAACUGGUUUCGAGUAGUAUCGGAGAGGAUUGGGCAAAACUACAUGGACUCCGACUGAAGAAGCAAUUGGCAGUGAAUAAUCCGUGCAUCUUGUUUUGUCCCGUUUGCCAUUGUUGUACUGUUGUCUUUUUCCUGUUUGUUAUGUUUUGACGAUUUCCGUUUUUCAGGGUUGAUAAAAUAAGUACCAAUCAAGCAUUCGGGUCUACUUUACCCCAUUCCCCAGAAUAAAUGACCUUGUGCCAAAAUUUGAAAUCAAUAUACAUAUAUAAAUAUACUUAUAUAAAUAUACAUAUAUAAAUCAAUAU